CCGCGGCGGCGGCGGCGGCAGCAGCGGCGCAGUCCCGCGAGUACAAGCUGGUGAUGCUGGGCGCCGGGGGCGUGGGCAAGAGCGCCAUGACCAUGCAGUUCAUCAGCCAUCGAUUCCCCGAGGACCACGAUCCCACCAUCGAAGAUGCAUAUAAAAUCCGAAUUCGUAUUGAUGAUGAACCUGCGAAUCUGGAUAUAUUGGAUACAGCUGGACAGGCAGAGUUCACAGCCAUGAGGGACCAAUACAUGAGGGCAGGGGAAGGAUUUAUCAUUUGUUAUUCCAUUACGGACCGUCGAAGUUUCCACGAAGUUCGGGAAUUUAAGCAACUGAUCUAUCGAGUUCGACGGACAGAUGACACACCGGUGGUGCUGGUGGGAAACAAGUCUGACCUGAGACAGCUGCGCCAAGUCACCAAAGAAGAAGGUAUAGCUUUGGCCCGUGAAUUCAGUUGCCCCUUUUUUGAAACUUCAGCUGCCUAUCGGUACUACAUCGAUGAUGUAUUCCAUGCCCUCGUGAGGGAGAUCCGUAGGAAGGAAAAGGAGGCAGUGCUGGCCAUGGAGAAGAAAUCUAAACCCAAAAGCAGUGUGUGGAAAAGACUGAAGUCACCUUUCCGAAAGAAAAAAGAUUCAGUAACUUGAAGGGACAAAUGAAAAUGUUUGUACCUGUGAACUGCAGCCUAUAACCAGAGCAGUCCAGUCACCUGCAGAACUUGCUCUUCCUCCUCUUUGGACCAUUGUUUUCUUAAAUAAGGCAGAGCUGAAGGGACGUGCCUACUGGGGUUUUCCAAUGAGGUGGUAUUUGGAGUAAUGUCUCCUAGUUUUCAGGCUUAUGAGCCCAGUGGGACAGUGCCUCCAUUUUUGUUUUAAAUUGUCACUUUUGAGUUUAACCCAUAAGUUCUCUCAGUUCAGUUGUUGGUGUUAAUAUGUUAGCACAAAAUGUCUACACCCACGGUGGGGUGUAUCCCUCAUGGGAGCUGCACCAAGCUCCCCAGAGAAUUAAUUUUUCUGCUGUGCAAUCUAUUGUUUUUCAGCUUUCAGUUUCCUGGGGUUGCACCAAAGGAGGGACCUUUGUCUUUCCUGUUCAUACUCAGCUUUCUAAAAGCAGUGCAGAAAGUCAGCCCAACCAGGAAACCUGUUCAAGUCAGUGCUAAAGAUCAUCAGAUAGCCGGUGAGCUGACUCAUGUUGCCAUGUGUGAGAUGAAAGCCUGGACGUGGUGAGGCCAUUAAGUGUGUGUGUAGGGGCUUGGCUGGCAGUGGAUAGGUGAGCAAAUCGUGAGAUCCUCACAGCAUACUAAUAUAGGCCUCAUUCUCCUAAAAUGUGCCAAAAUUGCCAGGUCUGCUGGGAUACGUGAAUACAAACAAAUCAAACACAGUGAGGUUUCUCCUGUGCUCUUUAUUUGCUCACCUUCCACAGUUUUGUAUUUCUUUAGCCUCACUGAGGUUAAUACUAUAGGAACCAUCAGAGGCUUGCCAAACCCUUCAUUUUAUAAAUCCUCAGCCAGCUUACCAUCAUCUUGAUCAGAAUAAUUUUUUCAAAACAUUUUUCAGAGGCACAUAGACCAGUACAUUUACCUGCCUUGCUUCUAACUCCCUUUUUUUAAUCUCCCAUUGCUCUCUAAAAAGACAGUAAUACACUGCCUUGGGAAGGAGCAAGACGUAGGGAAAUGGUCUUUUGGGCUCAUCUUCACACUAUUGAGAUCAGGCGAAGUUGUAUGUGUGCCUUCUGGACAUCCAGAGCCACUAGACUUGGUGCUUUAAAAAAACAGUGACUAUAACAUUUAGAUUUUACCAAGUUGUACCUGUCAUUAAGGGGGCCAUACUUUUAAAGUUUUAAGUUCCCACAAAUUCAGUUUAUCCUUGAAUUUCCUCAUGAGAACUAUCUUACCUAUGCUGAAAUGCCAUCAGUGAUAUUUGAGUUCUCUGUCUUGUCAGUAAUCAUUUUGACAAGAGACCUGGGAAUGUACAGAGAUGGGAUUCAAAAGUGCUCAAAGUAAUCCGUAUUUGCAGGAAAAAAAGUUUUGACAUUGUGUCCACCUUUUUCUGCUUUGACCUUGUAUUUAUAUAGCACCUUAAAAAGAAUUAAAAUUCCCUGUUCCACCCUUCCUCAGAUACUGGAGAGGACAGGGUAGUCAAGUUUGUUUUCCCCUUAUGGGCUUGAAGAAAAGUGCUUGUUUUAUCUGGAUAUUGCUGCUCGAUUCAGUGUUCAGCAUUGAUUCGAGACAAGCCAGAAAGCAUGACCCAAAAUUAAUAUUCAGGGAAAAAUGACUUUAUGGUUUGGGGGUCAGAGGAUAGAUAAAACAGUACAGUAGAGCAGCAUUGCACCUUAUUUUAAAUGUCUUGAGACUGAAGUUCCGUGGGAGAUGUGAGGCAUCUCAUGGAUUAUGAAGUCAUUUAUGUAUCCCAGAAACUAAUAACUACAAUAGCAAAAAAUAUUGUUCCAUCUUUUCCCUUUCAACCCCCCACCCCCAAAAGAUCUGUAAGACAAAGGGCCAUUCUCUGCCAUACAGCGGGAAAAGGAAAUAGCUGGCUUUUCUUUUUAAGGUUAUGACUUUUUUUUUCUCGGUUUCUGUGGUCAAUUGGCAAAUGUUUAUUAAGCUCCUACUAUGUUCAGGGCACUGUGCCAGGUGCUGUGAGGGCUACAAAGCCAAAUAAGGCACAGUCCCACCUUUCCUCCAAAAGUGUACUGCCAAGUGUUCAAAUUUACAAUCCAAGAAUUAGCCAGGUUAACUAAUCUUUUCUUUAUCUUUAACUUUCAGGCCUUCUUAGCCUAUCACUUUUAAAAGUUGAAAGGCAGAACAAUUAGGCCAGAUCGUUAAAUUGCUGCACCUAGUAGGAUUUGCUUUCAGGAAAUGGGAAGGGGGCAUGUUUUGAUUUUAAAACAACUAGUUAAGUUAACAGCAAGUACUUGUCUGUGAUGAUCAGGAAAAGGAAGAUAAUGCUUUUCACGUAUUCACAUAUAUGAAGACAUUAAUUGUACUUGACGAAAUACAGAACUUUAAAAAAAAA
Messenger RNA from Trichosurus vulpecula (common brushtail), 3005 nucleotides. RefSeq names its product Ras like without CAAX 1 (gene RIT1). Gene Ontology annotation, biological process: Ras protein signal transduction. Gene Ontology annotation, cellular component: plasma membrane. Gene Ontology annotation, molecular function: GTP binding; calmodulin binding; GTPase activity. Bases 54 to 638 code for a protein of 194 amino acids. Lineage: Eukaryota; Metazoa; Chordata; Mammalia; Diprotodontia; Phalangeridae. The transcript has 5 exons. The record is from RefSeq and is a predicted model, not a curated record.